This is a messenger RNA of Trichomonas vaginalis G3, 1317 nucleotides long. RefSeq names its product spectrin binding. The record is from RefSeq and is a predicted model, not a curated record. Lineage: Eukaryota; Parabasalia; Trichomonadida; Trichomonadidae. Bases 1 to 1317 code for a protein of 438 amino acids. The transcript has a single exon. Gene Ontology annotation, molecular function: protein binding.
AUGGAAAAAUGCAAUUUUCACGAGCUGAUGGUGUUAUUCAAGAACUAUGAUGAUAUAUCAACUCGGUUGUUUAGGCUAAGUACAUUCGAUGAUGAUGAAAUUAGCGAGAUUUAUGAAAAUUUGAAAAUGAUUAUUCUUGAACCGAGAAUAUGCUCAGCAUCUGUGCUUACAAAUAUUAUAUUCCAAGCAGCAAAAUUCAAUAACCGGUACUUGAAAUCAUAUUGGUCCAUUUUUAAAAAGUUAUACGAAGAAUACCACCCAAAAUAUAUCAGUGAAUUUGAAUGCGUUUACGAUUACUUCAUUUACAAGGAAUAUGGCGUUUUAUUAAAUCAGGAAAACGAAAAAUACCUUCAAAAAUACGAAACCGAAAAAUAUUCUUUUGAAAUUCAUGAAGAAGGCACUAUUUACAAGGCCAUUAUGGAUAAUGAUGUCAAUGCGCUAAUACUGUUCACAGAACAAGAAGGAUUUGAUAAAGAUCAAAAUACAUCAAACGAAUUAUACCCUUAUAUCGGAAGAGGCCUUUCUUUACUUGAAUUAUGUUGUUAUCAUGGUUCAUCAGAGUUUUUCAAGCUCCUGCGCUCAAAAUUGAAUGCUGAAAUCACUCCGACAUGUCUUAAAUUUUCAUUUUUAGGUGGAAAACCAGACAUAAUGAACGAGUGUUUGCAAUUCCAACGAAUAGACAAAGAUUGCACUGAUUAUGCCAUUGCUUCUCAUAACAUAGAUUUUAUUACUUUUUUGAUGAACCAAAUUGAUUUAUUCAGUUUGUGGUCUUGCUGCGAAUAUUAUAAUCUUCAUGCAUUUUUUGGAUAUUUAGAUCGAACGAAUGAUUUGAUUGGUUGUUUCGUUAUGUCUCCUUGUUUUGGGCUUCCAAGUCUUUGUGAAUAUUUGCUUAAUCAUGGUGCUGAUGUCAAUUAUAAUGAUGGUUCAACGGCUCUUCAUACUGCAGCUGAACUAAAUAUGGCAGAAGUAGCACAAUUUCUUAUUUCACGCGGUGCAAUAAUUGAUUCAAGAGAUACUGAAUCAGAAACUCCUCUUCAUCGAGCAGUUAUGAGAUAUAGCAUAGAAACAGCUGAAGUACUUCUUUCUAAUGGAGCAGAUGUCAACGCUUAUGAUGAGUCCUUUUAUACACCGCUUCAUGAUGCAGCAUUUACUAAUUGCAUAGAAAUAGCAGAAUUACUCAUAUCACACGGAGCUAAUGUUAAUAUUAAAUCUGAAAAUGGGGCGACCCCACUUGAUGAGGCAUUAAGAUUCAAUCAUUCAGAUUUUGCAGAAUUUCUCAGAUCGAAUGGCGCAGAUGUUCAUAGUAAAAAAGUUUAA